Molecule: messenger RNA, 2011 nt
Organism: Elaeis guineensis (African oil palm)
Lineage: Eukaryota; Viridiplantae; Streptophyta; Magnoliopsida; Arecales; Arecaceae
Product: CDK5RAP3 protein homolog
Biological process (GO): regulation of mitotic cell cycle
Cellular component (GO): endomembrane system
Source: RefSeq, a predicted model, not a curated record
GCAGGCAGUUCUUUCUUUUUCUUUUCUUUUUGUAUUUAUUUAUAAUAGGUUUAGAGAGUUGAACGCGUGCGCCGUGGGAAGAGGGUGGAGCUCUGCGAAGGCAUGCAAGACCCUGCGGAUAUCCGAAACCUCCCCAUCGACAUCGCCUUCGCUCGUCUCGGAGAAUGGCUGGUGGAUCGGAAGAAGAUCCCACAGGAUUGGAGGAAGCGGUUGAGCUCGAUCAGAUCUCGGAUCUCGUCUGCCUUCAUGUCGCUGCCCAGGGAUCUCGAUCCCUUCCUCCAAACCCUAGAUCCCGAAGUUGUUGGGUACAUGGAAGCAAAGAAAAUAUACAAUAUUCUUUUGAACUCAACUACAGAAAGUCGUAAUAUUUUUGGACGCUUAUCAGGUUCUGCUGGUGAAUGGGAAUCCGUAGUGCGCUCCUUUGAGAAGGACCAUAUCUUUCUUGGAGAGGCUGCUCAGAUAAUGGUUCAGAAUGUUAACUAUGAAAUUCCCUACCAGAAAAAGCAGGUGCAGAAGAUUCAGCAACAACUAGCAGAACUAGAUCGUAAGGAGGCUGAUAUCAAGAGACAUGCUGCCCUCUCUGCAGCUAAAUAUUCUGAAGCUUGUCAGGAGCUUGGAUUGCAGGGGGAAAAUGUGAGAUUGGAGCUUCUGGAGACUGCAAAAUCUCUUCCGUCCACAUUCAGCAAAUUAUUGCAAGUCCUUAAUAGUGAUUCCAUUUUAAGGGCCAUGGAAUAUUAUACAAACUUUGUCAGAGAUGCUCACACAGAGAAAGAGCAGAAAAAUCCAAGGGAUGUGCUACAAAAUCUGAGGCACCUUCUUGAAAAUCCUCCCUCUCUUAGUGUGUCUGUGUCUCCUGAGGUCCAAAAUUCUCUGAAUGAUCUGUCGAAGCCAGACUCGUCUUAUCCUGUACCAGGAAUGCAGCUACCUGAUACUAAUCUUGCUACAGACGGUAUUGACUGGAACGUUUUGGUAGACGAUACCCAGAUCGAUUGGGAUAUUGGUGCUGUGGAACAACCUGAAGAAUCUGGCAGUGGUAUUGGUUCUUAUGAAAUAAUUGAUUCUAAUAAUAUAGAUUUAAGGGGGUCUGAAAAUGGUAAUGGCGUGGUAGCUGAUCAGAUGUCAUUAAAUAGAAUAGAGGGUGUGGCCUCUCGUACUUCUGAGUCAGAAAUAUGUUGGGAUAUCAUCAUUGAAAAUCCUCAAGUGGAUGCACUGGAUGUUCCAGCAGAUGCAGGCAAGGAAAGUCAAUUAUUAGGUCCAACUGAAUCCUCACAUCAUCAAAGUUUAGUGGCAGAAAGAAGCCAAUUUCUGGAGACAGAAUACAGGAAUAAGAUACUUGAUGAUCUGUUCGAGAUCAAAUCAUUUUUGAAUCAGCGGUUAGUGGAGACGAGGAGUGAAGAGACUUCCUCCUUACAGCAUCAAGUUCAGGCAGUUGCUCCUUUUGUGCUGCAACAGUAUGCUCCUGAUGCAGUACAGGCAAUGCUAGCAGAGAUAUCUUUGGCCAUUUCAAUGCUUACAAAUCGGAAAACACGCGACUUGAUUAUGAUUCUCAACUCCAAAAGAUUUCUAGACAGAUUGGUGUCAACAGUGGAGGAAAAGAAGCAUCAUGAAGUAAAACUGCGAGAGAGCUUGAAUGAUUUAUCAGUGAGACGCAUGGAACUGCACAAUGCAUUAUCAUCAUCUUGGCCCAAGCAAGAAGCAGCAAUUGCAAAAACAAGAGAACUGAAGAAGCUGUGCGAGACAACAUUAUCAUCUAUGUUUGAUGGACGACCAGUCAACAUUAUUGGAGAAAUCAAUACAUUGCUGAGUGCCAGUCUCAGUUCAUAAAGUAGCGAAAGUAGUGAACUAUGAGGCAAUUAAUCAUACCACAAAAAGAAAUUGCAUUUUUGAUAUAUAAUGGUUAAUGUAGGGAAAUUGAAAUCGGCUUUUGCACUGGGUUUGUAUCGUUCACCGCUAACCAAAAUUCCUUAUUGGCUUAUGCAAUUAUUCCUCGCCCAGUCGCGAAGCUGUCAAA